CCAAAAUGGAAUCUUUCUUUGAGGACAUGACAUUACCGUCCACCUCCCAGUCCACUCCUAAGAGCGGACACGGCGGCCUACAGAUGGCGCAGGAAACAGACCAUGACUCCUCAUUCGGGAAUUUCUCAACUGGGAGCAUGACUGAAGCUCAACAGCAACACACCAGCUCGAGCAUUGACGCCAUAAGCAGAAGGGUGCAGGAGCUGGUGGAAAAGAUUAAUAACGACCGCACCAGUGACCAGAAAGUGUUGGACAGCUUUAAUGAGAAGUUGGUGCAGAAGGUGACAGAGGGGUGUCAGCAGAUGCAGGAGCACAUGUACCUGGUUUACGAGAAGAACAGUAAUGAGAUGCAGGUGAAGCUGCAGGAGUUGGCAGAGGUCCUGGGCAGCUGCACUAAACUCUGCAGUGAGCUUCAGGAGGCCAACCUGGCGCUGGCCAGUCUCAGAGCGGGUCUGGCCAUUUCAAUCACAGAGUCCCCAUAA
Messenger RNA from Platichthys flesus (European flounder), 482 nucleotides. It is a transcript of the gene syce2, whose product is annotated as synaptonemal complex central element protein 2. Gene Ontology annotation, cellular component: central element. The record is from RefSeq and is a predicted model, not a curated record. Lineage: Eukaryota; Metazoa; Chordata; Actinopteri; Pleuronectiformes; Pleuronectidae. Gene Ontology annotation, biological process: synaptonemal complex assembly. The transcript has 4 exons. Bases 6 to 482 code for a protein of 158 amino acids.